Messenger RNA from Homo sapiens (human), 24789 nucleotides. RefSeq names its product ATP binding cassette subfamily D member 3 (gene ABCD3). Gene Ontology annotation, biological process: long-chain fatty acid import into peroxisome; bile acid and bile salt transport; bile acid biosynthetic process. The transcript has 24 exons. Gene Ontology annotation, molecular function: identical protein binding; ATP hydrolysis activity; ABC-type transporter activity. Bases 21321 to 23255 code for a protein of 644 amino acids. Gene Ontology annotation, cellular component: mitochondrion; peroxisome; peroxisomal membrane. The record is from RefSeq and is a predicted model, not a curated record. NCBI's taxonomy places the organism in Eukaryota, Metazoa, Chordata, Mammalia, Primates, Hominidae.
CCACAAGAUUGAGAAAUGGAAAAGUGUUUUUUUAAACACACCUUUCUUAUCAGUUUGCUAGAUUAGCAGGCCCGAGUGAAUGCAGUUAAGUUAAUAAAGUAUAAAAUUGAAAAUAAAGCUCAUCAAAGCAUAAUCAGCUAGUUUGAUAUCUGUAAAUAGAUGUAGCCGUCUCACCACUAUAAUGGUACUAUAAUAAUUGACAUAAAAGUGGAUUAUAUGAUUUACUCUAUGCUUAAAUUAUUUGGACUUUAAUAUUUUAUUAAUACAUUUAUUGGCAUUAAAAAGCACUGUGUAGAAUGAGGCAACUGCUCUAGGUAAAUAAUAAUUUAGUCAACAUGUUAUGUUUAUAAUGUAUCAUUGCAUGUCACUAUUUUAAAAAUAUUUAUACAGCUUCUUAAAUGUAUGAAGUAAGCAAUGUGAGACAUAGUACGAUAUGGUUUGGCUGUGUUGUAGGAGGGACUGGUGGGAGGUAAUUGAAUCAUGGGGGCAGGUCUUUCCCAUGCUGUUCUCGUGAUAGUGAACGGUUUUUUAAAGAGGAGUUCUCCUGUACAAGCUCUUUUUGCCUGCCGCCAUCCACAUAAGAUGUGACUUGCUCCUCUUUGCCUUCCACCAGCAUUGUGAGGCCUCCUCAGCCAUGUGGAACUGUGAGUCCAAUUGAACCUUUUUUUUUUGUAAAGUGCCCAGUCUCGGGUAUGUCUUUAUCAGCAGGAUGAAAACAGACUAAUACAGCAAAUUAGUACAAGUAGAGUGGGGCAUUGCUCAAAAGAUACCUGAAAAUGUGGAAGUGACUUUGAAACUGGGUAACAGGCAGAGGUUGGAACAAUUUGGAUGGCUCAGAAGAAGAUAGGAAAAUGUGGGAAAUUUGGAACUCCCUAGAGACUUGCUGAAUGGCUUUGACAAAAAUGCUGAUAGUGAUAUGAGCAAUAAGGUCCAGGCUGAGGUAGUCUCAGAUGGAGAUGAGGAACUUGUUGGGAACUGGAGCAAAGGUGACUCUUGUUAUGUUUUAGCAAACAGACUGUCAGCAUUUUGACCCUGCCUUAGAGAUUUGUGGAACUUUGAACUUGAGAGAGGUGAUUAGGGUGUUUGGCGGAAGAAAUUUCUAAGCAGCAAAGAAUUCAAGAGGUGGCUUGGGUGCUGUUAAAGGCAUUCAGUUUUAUAAGGGAAGCAGAGCAUAUAAGUUCAGAAAAUUUGCAGCCUGACAAUACCACAGAAAAGAAAAACCCAUUUUCUGAGGGGAAAUGCAAGCCAGCUGCAGAAAUUUGCAUCAGUAACAAGGAGCCAAAAGUUACUCAUCAAGACAAUGGGGAAAAUGUCUCCAGGGCAUAUCAGAGACCUUUGUGGCAGCCGCUCCCAUCACAGACCUGGAGGUUUAGGAGGAAAAAUUGGUUUCAUGGGUCCGUCCCAGGGUCCCUUUGCUGUGUGCAGUCUAGGGACUUGGUGCCCUGCAUCCCAGCCACUUCAGCUGUGACUAAAAGGGGCCAAGGUAUAUCUCAGGCUGUGGCUUCAGAGGGUGUAAGCCCCAAGCCUUGGCAGCUUCUAUGUGGUGUUGAGCCUGCGAGUGCACAGAAGUCAAGAAUUGGGGUUUGGGAACCUCUGCCUAGAUUUCAGAGGAUGUAUGGAAAUGCCUGGAUGCCCAUGCAGAAGUUUGCUGCAGGGAUGGGGCCCACAUGGAGAACCUCUGCUAGGGCAGUGUGGAAAGGAAAUGUGAGGUUGGAGCCCCCACACAGAAUCCCUGCUGGGGCACCACCUAGUGGAGCCAUGAGAAGAGGGCCACUGUCCUCCAGACCCCAGAAGGGUAGAUCCACCAGCAGCUUGCACUGUGCGCCUGGAAAAACUGCAAACAUUCAAUGCCAGCCCGUGAAAGCAGCCAGGAGGGAGGCUGUACCCUGCAAAGCCACAGGGGCAGAGCUGCCCAAGACCAUGGGAACCCACCUCUUGCAUCAGUGUGACCUGUAUGUGAGACAUGGAGUCAGAGGAGAUAAUUUUAGAGCUUUAAGAUUUGAUGGCACUGCCAGAUUCUGAACUUGUGUGGGGCCUGCAGCCCCUUUGUUUUGACCAAUUUCUCCCAUUUGGAAUGGCUGUAUUUACCCAAUGCCUGUACCCUCACUGUAUCUAGGAAGUAACUAACUUGCUUUUGAUUUUACAGGCUCGUGGGCAGGUCUCAGAUGAGACUGGACUGUGGACUUUUGAGUUAAUGCUGAAAUGAAUUAAGACCUUGGGGGACUGUUGGGAAGGCAUGACUGGUUUUGAAAUGUGAGGACAUGAGAUUUGGGAGGGACUGGGGCAGAAUGAUAUGGUUUGGCUGUGUCCCCCUAAAUCUCAUCUUGAAUUCCCAGUGUUGUAGGAGGGACAGGUGGGAGGUAAUUGAAUCAUGGGGGCAGGUCUUUCCUGUGCUGUUCUAGUGAUAGUGAAUAAGUCUCAUGCGAUCUGAUACUUUUAUAAAGAGAAGUUCCCCUGCACAAGCUGUUUUUGUCUGCCACCCUCCACGUAAGGUGUGACUUACUCCUCCUUGCCUUGCACCAUGAUUGUGAGGCCUCCCCAGCCAUGUGGAACUGUGAGUCCAGUUAAACCUCUUUCUUUUUUAGAUUGUCCAGUCUUAGGUAUGUUUUUAUCAGCAGUGUGAAAACAGACUAACAUGGUGUCUCAGAGGAUAAGGACAACAAUUCUGUAAAUUUUUGUUAAUUUAGUGAGUAGGCCUACAUGUAAAAAAGCUGUUUUAAAAUUAAAUAUGACUUUAAUUUUAAAAAUUAAACAUUUUUGCAUUAUCAAAGUUAAAUAUACACCAUGGAAAUUUGAAUAACUAGAAGAAGGGAGAAAACACCUUUUCUAACGUUUAUCAUUAGUGUCAUAUUUUAUUGAUUCUAAGAUGCACUUUUUUUACAUUUUAGCAUCUCUGUUCACAUUUUAACUUCUCUGAAAUUUGGAUGCAACUUACAAUGAUGGCAUUUAGCUAAAAUCAUAUUAGCAUAUUGGUGCAUUUCCUUUUUACUAUGCAUACUUUUAUCUUGCCUAUAAAAAUACUGCAUAUCAGCUUGCAUGAAAGUCAAACUUCUGACUAUAAAUUCAUUGUUGUUGCCAUUCUUUAGUUUAUCUUGGAGGUGUGGCUAAAAAAGGUAAAAAUAUGCGAAAAAGAAGAAUUUGAGAUAAAAUCAGAUUUUUUCCUCUUUCCAGAAUGAGGGCUGGAGGAAGUAGCUUGGCCUGAGAUAGGCAGGUAGAAAUCAAUCAACUACUCAAAAACAAAGAACCCAAAGAUCAUGCCACCAAGUCAAAGUCGAGUGCUUGCUAUGUACCAGAUGCUGGGUUUUCAGAUGUUAAGCUAAAAAGUAAAUUAGACAAGAGUUUUGCUGUUAAGAAACUCAUAGACUAUUGAAAGAGAGAAUGUUGUAUCUUGACAUUUUAUAUGAAAUUUCUAGUUCAAAAAAAACCAACAAACAUUCCCUGAUAAUAUUUUAUUUAAAAUAUGGUUUGUUGUUGCUUUUUGAGACAGACUCACUCUGUGGCCUGGGCUGGAGUACAUGGUGCCAUCAUGGCUCACUGCAGCCUUGACUUCCUGGGCUCAAUUGAUCCUCCCACCUCAGCCUCCUGAGUAGCUGGGACUAUAGGUGUGCACCACCAUGCCUGGCUAAUUUUUAAUUUUUUUGUAGAGAUAGGGUCCCAAAGUGUUAGGACGAUAUAGGCGUGAACCACCAUGCCUGGACUAAAAUAUAGUUCUUUAUUUACCUGUGAAUACAGUUAUGUUGCAUCAGGAAAUUAGAUUUAAGAUAUUUUCAACUGUAGGACUCGUGACUUUUUACCCCAUCAACAGUGCCCAAGAUAUAUUGUUUAGUAAAGAGGUGGGGUGGAGGAAGCAAGCAUGGGACAGAAUAAAUGAGGUGAUCCCAUUUCUUAAGUAUCAUAUAAUUUCUAAUUUAACUGUUACUGGUUGAAUACAUUUCUGUAUGUAUUUUAUGACUGGUUCAAGAAAAUAUCUAUUCUCUCUUCCCCCACUGGAGGAAACAGGAAUGUGAGAGGAAAUAACAACAUUUAUCCAGUACGUUCUGUUGAGCGCUAUAUGUCAAUAGGCUAGGCUUUGAGAUACCAAAUUAAAUAAACGUUAUUUUUAACUCCAGUCUUGUGGCACUAUUACUACAAAUGCAUAGAAAAUUUGUACAACUGAGUAUGAGUAGACCUGUGGUAGUAACACAGUUUAAUUCUUCUGGUUGUUACCUGGGAGGGUUUCAUACUGGAGCUUGACCUUAAGAAAUAUAUAGUGUUUUGCUAAGGGGUAAAAGGCAUUCCAGGUAGGGAAAACAGCUUGCACAAAGGCAUGGAGUUAAUGGAGUUAUAUUUGAGAAGGAACUGCAAGGAGACGAAGCUGGAGAUAUUACUAUAAAUAAAGUAUUUAUUGAACACUUAACCAUAUUUUAGACAUUGUUCUAAAUGUUUUACGUUUAUUCCUAACAACAGUCUUUUGAAAUAAUUCUUUUUAUUGUCUUCAUUUUACAGGUGAGGAAUAAGUAAAAAUGGUAUCUAAUUAUGAGAGUCCUUAAGUUCGAAUUAACCAUGUGGAAGGUAAAAGGCAGAAUAAAACAUUUAAAUCAAAGUCUUUCAAAUGAAUUUAGAUUCAAAGAACUCAAGAAUCAUUCAGGGGUUAAAAAAGGUUUUAUAUUAAAUUACAAAGUGAAAUUCAUUAUUAAAAUUCUAUUUGCUAUAUUAAGUCAUGCAUUGCUUAACAAUGGAGAUGUCUUCUGAGAAAUGCACUGUUAGGCAAAUUUUUUUUCUUUUUUUUUUUGAGACGGAGUCUCACUCUGUUGCUCAGACUGGAGUGCAGUGGCACUAUCUCGGCUCACUGCAACCUCUGCCUCCUGGGUUCAAGCAAUUCUCCUGCCUCAGCCUCCUGAGUAACUGGUAUUACAGGCACGCACCACCACCAUGCCCGGCUAAUUUUUGUAUUUUCAGUAGAGACAAGGUUUCACCCUGUUGGUCAGGCUGGUCUCGAAUUCCUGACCUCGUGAUCCACCCACCUCGGCCUCCCAAAGUGCUGGGAUUACAGGCGUAAGCCACAACGCCCAGCCUUUUUUUUUUUUUUUCCAGACAUAGUUUCGCUCUUGUUGCCCAGUGUGGAAUGCAGUGGCCCGAUCUCGGCUCACUGCAACCUCUACCUCCCGAGUUCAAGCGAUUCUCCUGCCUCAGCCUCCUGAGUAGCUGGGAUUACAGGCAUGUGCCACCAUGAGCAGCUAAUUUGGUAUUUUUAGUACAGACGGGAUUUCUCCAUUUUGGCUAGGCUGGUCUGAAACUCCUGACCUCAGGUGAUCUGCCUGCCUUGGCCUCCCAAAGUGCUGGGAUUACAGGUGUGAGCCACCACGCCCGGCCCGGUUAGGCAAUUUUAUUGUUGUGUGAACAUCAUAGAGUGCACUUAUACAAACAUAGAUGCUAUAUACACACCCAAGCUGUAUGGUAUAUGGUAUAGUCUAUUGCUCCUAGGCUACAAACCUGUACCUCAUGUUACUGUACUGAAUACUAUAGGCAGUUGUAACACAAUGGUCAGUUUUUUUUUUUUUUUUGUCUAAACAUGUCUUUUUUUUAGACAGUGUCUGGAUCUGUCGCCUAGGCUUUAGUGCAGCAGCAUAGUCUUGGCUUACUGCAACCUCCGCCUCCCAGGUGCAAGUGCUUCUCCUGCCUCAGCCUCCCCUGUAGCUGGGACUACAGGUGUGGGCCAUCAUGCCCUGCUAAUUUUUUUUUUUUUCCAGUUAAAACGGGGUUUUGCCAUGUUGGCCAGGCUAGUCUCGAACUCCUGGCCUCAAGUGAUCUGCCCACUUUGGCCUCCCAAAGUGCUGGGAUUAUGGGUAUGAGCCACUGCUCCCAGCCUCUAAACAUGUCUUAACAUAGAAAAGGUUCAGUUAAAAUAUGGCAUAAAAGAUCAAAAACGGUGUACCUGUAUAAGGUGUAGUUACCAUGAAUGGAGCUUGCAGGACUGGAAGUUGCUGUGGGUGAAUCAUUGAGUGAGUUAUGAGUGAAUGUGAAGGCCUAGCAUAUUAUUGCACAUGACUGUAGACUUUAUAAACACUGUACACUUAGGCUACAUGAAAUUUAUUUAAAAAAAAUUUUUUAGUUUAAAAAAAAUCACUGUCUUCCACUUCUAUAUCUUGUCCCACUGGAAGGUCUUCAGGGACAGUAAAAUGUGUGGAGCUGUCAUUCAUAUGAUAGCAGUACCUUCUUCUGGAAUACUUUUUGAAGGAUCUGCUUGAGGCUGUUUUAUAGUUAACUUUUUUUUUAAGUAGGAGUACACUCUAAUAUAAUGAUGAAAGUAUAGUAUAGUAAAUACAUAAACAAGUAACAUAGUCAUUUAUUAUUAUUAUCAAGCAUUAAGUACUGUACCUAAUUGUUUUAUAUGACUGGCAGUGCAGCAGUAGUUUCAUCACCACAUACAUGUGAGUAAUGUGUUGUACUGCGGUAUGAUGUCAGCUACAGAGUCACUAGGUGAUAGGAAUUUUUCAGCUCCAUUAUAAUCUUAUGGGACCACUGUUGUGUAUGCAUUUUUCACUGAAAUGUUAUGCAGUACAUGAGUGUAAUACAAUCAUGGUGCAAUACUCUAAGAGUUAAGGCACCUUUUAUUGUAGAUUAUACCACAGACAGAAAACUGCAUAAAUACAUAAAUAAUGCAAUGACAUCUUUUACAAAACAAAACACCCUUUUAACCACUACCCAGAUCAAGAAAUAAAUCUUUGCCAGCCACUGCAGAAGCCUUCCACAUGGCCCUUCCCAGUCACAGCCCCUUUCCUCUCACCUAAAAGUAAUUGCUAUCCUGACUUCUGUAUAAUCGCAUCUUUGUGUUUCCUAUAAUUUCAUCACCCAAAUGUGCAUUCCUGAAAACUAUAAUUUAGUUGUGUUUGUGGUUUUUUUUUUAUCUAUGUCUCUUAACCUACAUAUCCCCCUGCCACCUCCCUUUCCCUUUCUUUCUUACAGUUUAUUCCCUGAAGCAGCCAGUUAUUUUGACCUGUACAGAUUCUGUAGUCUAGAUUAUGCUGAUUGCAUACUUUUUCUUCAUCCUUUGUAUUUCCCAUAAAUUGGUAGUUGGAUCUAAAACCUUGAUCAAAUUUAGGUUUUGCUUUGAGUUUUGUUUUUUUUCCACUUCCUAGGAGUUAGUGUGGUAUAUUCACCAUCAGGAGAUAUAUAAAGCCAGGCAUGGUGGUUCUCACCUGUAAUCCCAGCACUUUGGGAGGCCCAGGCAGGAGGAUAACUUGAGCCCAGGAGUUUGAGACCAGUCUGGGCAACGUAAUGAGACCCUGUGUCUAUAAAAAGUAAAAAACAUUAGGGAGGUGUGGUGGUACAUGCCUGUAAUUCCAGCUACUGAGGUGGGAGGAUCACUUCAGCCUAGGAGAUUGAGUCUGCAGUGAACUGUGAUGGCACCAUGCAUUCCAGCCUGGGCAACAGAGCAAGAUUCUGUCUUGCAAAAAAGAGAGUUAUAGUGUCUAGUUUUCUCUCUUUUUGUGAUUUUAGCAGCCACUGAUGCUUGACACCUAGAUCAGUGAAUUUAUUAAAGCUUGCAAUAUGGUGAUAUUUGAAUUCUGUUAUUUCUUCACUUAUAAGGUGGAAUGCUUCCACAGAAAGAAACCUUUUCUUUUCUGCUAUCUGGUUAGUAGUUGUACCUAGUGGUGCAGUUCAAUUAGGAAAAGUUGGAUAUUUGCUUCUUCAUUUACCAGUUAUCAAAAUAAUAUGUUAAUUUCGUGUUAUUACCUAAAAGUGACCAGUGAGUUCUUCUUGUCAUUAUGAACCUUUUGAUUUAAUUAUUUGUGCUUCAGUUUAUUACAGCUCUUGUCCUUAUUUUUGCUCAAUUGUCCCAUCUUGGACCAAUGGGAGCCUCUUUAAGCUGGCUCCUUAGUGCUUUUGACAUGGCUUUAGUGAUCUUUGAUAGCUUCCUUGCUGUCUGUAGUAAUAUGUUCCAGGCUCCUCUUAGACAUUUCCUGACCCAGAUCUAGAAUCAGCUUUUUUUCCUAAGAAGAGGUUGCUUCCUUUUAUUGGGAAAUGGUAUUUCAAGAUCACAAUUGGAAUUUAGGGAUGCUCAUUGCUACUAGGUUGGCAGUUGUUUCUAGGCUUUUCUUAUGGACAGAGCCACGAUAUGCAUACUGACACUUCCAAUCCACAUACAAGAUUUCAAGAUUUUUUAAAUUAUCAUCUUCUAUUUACAUCUGUAUCUCCUUGUAUCCCAAACUGAUAAUCCUGAUUCUCAAAGACACAGUUGAUGGUCAAAUUAGAGUAUCACGGAAAUAUUCAGUUGCGUUAUCCCACUUUACACACUCAGUGUUCUCCAAAUAAUAAUACAAAUAUCUCUACUAUUAAUAUGAUUACUGAAAAUAGUUAAAUUUUUUUCACAUAGGCUCUUUCCAUUCUUCCUUAUUUUUUGGUUGUACUGUAUCUGUGUUGUCAGAGCAUAUUGAUAUAGGCAUGCCUCAUUUUAUUGCACUUUACUUUUUUGUGCUUUGGCGGUAAUGUGUUUUUUACAAAUUGAAAGUUUGUGGCAACCCUGCAUUGAGCAAGUCUAUUGAAGCCAUUUUACCAACAGCAUGUGCUCACUUCAUGUCUCUGUAUCAUAUUAUGGUAAUUCUCGUGAUAUUUCAAACUUUUUCAUUUAUCAUAUCUGUUAUGAUGAUCUGUGAUUGGACAUCUUUGUUGUUACUAUUGUAAUUGUUUUGGGGUGCCAUGAAAUUCAAAAGCUAGGUUUCUUGUGCCAGUUAGCCAAGUUGUGAAUGCAAAGGAAAAGUUCUUGAAGGAAAACUGCUCCUUCAGUAAACACAAGAAUGAUAAGAAACAGCCUUAUUGCUGAUAGGGAGAAAGUUUGAGUGGUCUGGAUAGAAGAUCAAACCAGCUGCAACAUUCCCUUAAGCUAAAACCUAAUCCAGAGCAAGAUCCUAACUCUUCAGUUCUGUGAAGGCUGAGAGAGGUGAGGAAGCUGUAGAAGAAAAGUUUGAGAUUAGCAAAGGUUGGUUCAUGAGGUUUAAGGAAAGCAGCCAUCUCUAUAAUAUGAAAUUGCGAGGUGAAACAGCAAGUACUGAUGUGGAAGCUACAGCAAGUUAUCCAGAAGAUCUAGCUAAGAUAAUCGAUAAAGGUGGACUAUACUAAACUACAGGUUUUCAAUGUAGACAAAACAGCUAUCUAUUGGAGAAGAUGCCACCUAGGACUUUCAUAGCUAGAGAAGAUAAGUAAAUGCCUUGCUUCAAAGAACAGUCUGACUCUUUUGUUAGGGGAUAAUGCAGCAAGCAAUUUUAAGUUGAAGCCAAUACACAUUUACCAUAGUGAAAAUCCUAGGGCCCUUAAGAAUUAUGCUAAAUUUACUCUGCCUACAUGUAAAUGGAACAAUAAAACCUGGAUAGCAGCACGUCUGUUUACAGCAUCAUUUAUUGAAUAUUUUAAUACCACUGUUGGGACCUACUGCUCUGAAAAAAGAUUCCUUUCAAAAUGUUACUGCUCAUUGUCAAUGUACCUGGUCACCCAAGAGCUCUAGUGGAGAUGUACAAGGAGAUUAAUGUUGUUUUCAUGACUGCUUAUACAGCAUCCUUUCUGCAGCCCAUGGAUUAAGGAGUAAUUUUGACUUUCAAAGCCUAUUAUUUAACAAAUACAUUUUGGAAGGCUGUAGUUUCCAUAGAUAGUUAUCUCUGUGAUGGAUCUGGGUUAAAUAAAUAGAAAACCUGGAAAGGAUUCAGUACUCUAGGUGCCAUUAAGAACAUUUGUGGUUCAUAGAAGAAGGUCAGAAUAUCCACAUUAAUGGGAUUUUGGAAGAAGUUAUUCCAACCCUCAUGGAUGACUUUGAGGGGUUCAGGAUUUCAGUGGAGGAAGUAACUGAUGUGAUAGAAAUAGCAAGAGAACUAGAAGUGGAAUCUGAAGAUACAACAGAAUUGCUUCAAUCUCAUAAUAAAACUUGAAAGGAUGGCCAGGUGUGGUGGCUCACACCUCUAAUCCCAGCACUUUGGGAGGCUGAGGCGGGCAGAUCACGAGGUCAGGAGAUCGAGACCAUCCUGGCCAACAUGGUGAAACCCCAUCUCUACUAAAAUACAAAAAAUUAGCCGGGUGUGGUGGCAUGCGCCUGUAGUCCCAGCUACUUGGGAGGCUGAGACAGGGGAAUCGCUUGAACCUGGGAGGCAGAGGUUGCAGUGAGCCGAGAUCACAUCAUUGCACUCCAGCCUGGCAACAGAGCAAGACUCCAUCACACACACACACACACAUACACACACACACACACACACACACACACACACACACACACACAAACUUGAAAGGAUGAAGAGUUGCCUCUUAUGCAUGAGCAAAGAAAGUGAUUUCUUCAGAUAGAAUCUACUCUUGGUGAAGAUGAUGUGAACAUUGUUAAAUGACAACAAAGGAUUUACAAUAUUACAUAAACUUGGUUGAUGUGACAAGAUUUGAGAGGAUUGAUUGACUCCAAGUUUGAAAGUUCUAUUGUGUAAAAUGCCAUCAAACAGCAUAGUAUGGCACAGAGAACUCUUUUUGUGAAAGGAAGAGUUAAUCACUAUGGCAAACUUCAGUGCUGUCUUAUUUUAAUACAUUGCCACAGCCACCCCAGCCUUCAGCAACCACUGCCCUGUUUGUUCAGCAGCCAUUAACAUGGAGGCAAGACCCUCAACCAGCAAAAGGAUGAACAUUUUUUAGCAAUAAAGUAUUUUAAAAACCAAGGUAUGUCCAUUGAUUUUUUUUUUAGACGUAAUGUCAUUGGAUACUUGAGAGACUACACAGUAUAGUGUAAACAUAACUUCUAUGUGCACUGGGAAACCAAAAUGUUCACGUGACCCACUUUAUUGCCUGUUAGCUUUAUUGCUGUGGUCUGGAACUGAAUGUGAAGUGUCUUUGAGGGUACACUGCUAUGUAUUCUUUCCCUUUUAACUCUCAUUUAUUCCUAGUUCUGCAAGUAAAUCCAUAUUGAGUGCUCACUACCUCUUUUUAGGUCACUGGCUUUAUAGUCAUUCUUCUUGUCCAGAGCUUGUUCUGUAGUAAAUUCCUCAGGAAGAGCUCAUGGAACAAUAAUCUCUGAAUUGUUUCAUGUUGCAAACAGUUUGUCUGUGACCUUUGUACUUGAAAAUUUGUCUGGAUGUAAAAUCCUAGGUUCACAUUUUCUCUUCUUGAAUAUCUUAAAUAUGUUACUCUAUUGUUUUCUGACACUGAGGGUUGUUAACAAAGUCUGUGGCUAAUCUCUUUUGCUUUUCCCUUUUAAAUGACUUGGUCUUUUGUGUAUCCAAAGGAUUUUUUUUUCACAUUAAAAAAAAAUUCUAGGCUGGGCGCAGUGGCUCAUACCUAUAAUCCCAGCACUUUGGGAGGCUGAGGUGGGCAGAUCACUUGAGGUCAGGAGUUUGAGACCAGCCUGGCCAACAUGAUGAAACCCUGUCUCUACUAAAAAUACAAAAAUUAGUCAGGUGUGGUGGCAUGUGCAUGUGGUCCCACCUGCUCAGGAGGCUGAUACAGGAGAACGUGGGAGGUAGAGGUUGCAGUGAACUGAUUGUGCUGCUGCACUCCAGCCUGGGCAACAGAGCGAGACUCUAUCAAAAAUAAAAAAUACUCUGUUUUGUUUGAAUAUAUGAAAUUGUAUAUUUGUAUAUAAUUUGUAUAUUUACUUUCAUGUUUUAUCUGUUGUGUUUAUUUGCCCUUGUACUUUUUAUGGUUUCAUAUUCAAUUUUGAAAUUAUUUUUCUUUCUAAAUUUCUAAUAUUUUAUCACCACAUUUGUAAGUUUAAAAAAUAUUAUUUUAUGCUGUGAGUUUAUGUCUAGCAUUGGCUUCUUGUACUUCAUUUAGAGACAAACUCUCACUGUGUUCCCCAGGUUGGAAUGCAGUGGCUAUUCACAGGUGCAAUCACAGCUUCCUGCAGCCUUGAACUCCUGGCCUCAAGUGAUUCUCUAGCCUCAGCCUCCCAAGUAGCUGGGAUUGCAGGCACACACCACUGUGCCUGGCUAGCAUUGCUUCUUAAUUUUUUCUGGAUUAUUUUGACAUCAUAGGUUAUAGUUUUUAUAUCUUGUAGGAAUGUGUUUCUCACAUGCUUUCAUUGUCUGUAGGGAUAUUUUUAUUCUUGUAUUUUUUCUUAUAAUGUUGUAAAAGAUUUAACUUUGAUACUAUCCCAUUGUUUGCUUUUCUUUUUUUGUCUGAAAUUAAUUUUUUCAACUUUUAGAAGAGGAAGUUUGAUUUAGGAUAACUUUUCUAAUUUAUGCUCUACAGCACCCUCUUCUGUUGUUUUCAAGUAGUGUUUGAAAAUACUGUUUACUAUCUGAGAUCUCUAGGCUGUUUCUUUCUUACCCUUUGUUCCUAUGGUCUCACAUAGUAUUCUGUUCCUUGCAGUUUCUCUUCGCAGGAGGCUCUGUUCUGAAAGGGAGCUUUAACUGGUUAAUUUUGAGUCUUCAAGGGUCCAGGCUGCUCCAAGCCCAAUAGACAUUACCUUGAACUCCUUGCACUUGCUUACAGUGCUGUUUACUGGACUGUGUGGAAUGCCUCCCAGUUCAGCUGCUGCUCUCAAAUUGGUCCUUUAAGUUUUCCAGUGAGUUCUUUUAGUGAUGUAGGGAUCUUCCCGAGGUGGAUAAGAUACCCUAUUACUUCACUCUGCUACCUUUCGGGUUUUGUAGCUGUUGGUAGGUUGUUACCUCCUAUUCAUAUUUUGGGAUUUGUAGAAAUACUUUGUCAUCUAGUUUUCUAGUUUCGUUGUAUGUGUUGUCCAUGGGUUUUGGGUUUUGCUAUCCUAGUUGCUCAGUCAGGUUUUUUCUUGGGAGGUGGAGGAUGGGUUCAAGGAGCUUCAAAAUAAUCCCAUUUAUCUCAAAUCACUAGAAUAAAGAUAGAAUUUUUAAUAAAUGCCAGUAGAAUAAUUGGUUAGCCAUUGGAAAUGCGAUAAAAUGAGAUCUACAUCUCAUACCAUAUGUAAGGAUAAAUCCAUUAAAGUAUACAAGUGCCAGAGAAAAACAUGGGUGGAUUCCUCUAUAACCUGGGUGUAGGGAAAGCUUUUGUAAGUGUGAUUCAAAAAUCCAGAUGCAACAAAAGAAAAUAUUGAUACAUUUGACUAUAUAAAAUUAAAAAGCUUCUGUGUGGUAAAAACCCACCAUAACAAAAGACAAAUGACAAACUUAUAGAACAUAUCUGUAAUAUAUAUCACAGAUAUAGGGCUAAUAAGUAUAUAGAUGAUUCUUAAACAUGUGAUUAACCUCACUUAAAAUAUGAGAAAUGCAAAUUUAAUCUAUACUAAGAUACUGUUUCACAUACUACUUUGGCAAAAACUUAAAAAUGCAACAAUAUACUUUAUUGGUGAGGCUGUGAAGAAACUGGAACUCUCUUAAAAUCCUAGUGGUAAUGCAGAGGUGCAGCCUUUGUGGAGGGGAAUUUGAUUAUAGCUAACAAAACUGCGUAUGCAUUUAUGUAUUGACUCAGUAGUCCCACUGAGGAUACAGCUCUGAAAGUGUUCAAAUACAGAUGUGUAGGGUUAUUCAUUGGGCAUUUCUUGUUAUUACAAACUAUUGGAGACAACCUAAAUGCCCAUACAUGCAUAAGAGGUGGUUGAAUAAACUAUGGUACUUACACACAAUGGAGUGUUACAGAGCUGUGAAGAAAAAUGAAGGUGCUUUCUAUGGACUGAUAGAAAGUGAUUUCUAGGAAACAUUAAGUGAAAAGUACAAAAGACUAGAUAUGCUAUCUUUUAUGUAAGAAAGAAGGGAAAAUCAAAUAUGUUAUUUGCUCAUUUUGUACAAAAAGAAGAUGGAUAAAUAAGGAAAUGAUGAAACUGGUUACUUAGAGGGUAUGAGUAAGAACGGGGUCAAAAGGAGGGGGUGGUUGAACAAGGUAAGAGGAUAUUAUUGGGAUAAUCAGAGAAAUUGGAAUAAGGUCUGAUUAGUUUUAGUAUUCUAUCCAUGUUAAUUUCAUGAUUUUGAUAAUUGUACUAUAGUUAUAUAAGAGAAAGUCUUUGUUUUUAGAAUGUAAACACUGAAAUAUUUAGAAGUAACAAUCUCAGAUGGCUUAGGAAAAAAUGCAUGUGUGUGUAUAUAUAGAGAAGAAUAAAGCAAAUUUGUUAGAACAUUAAUUGGGAAAUCUAGAUGGAAGGCAUAGAGAAUUCAGUGUAUUAUUCUAGCAGAUUUUCAGUAUGUUUGCAAUCAUAUCAGAAUUAAAAGUUUAUUUUAAAAAUACUGUGCAAUUGCUAUAAGCCGUUUUCCCAGAAUUCCGUCUGUAAGAUGACUUAUGUGGCUCUUCUGCCUUUUUUCUAAAGGACUUCCAUAUUUUUAUGGAACACUAUUUUAUAGUUGCUGUGGAGGAACCCAAUUUUAUGAGUGUAGUGAAUCUUAUAAACAAGUUAUGCAAUGUGCUUUAGUUAUCAACUUUUGCAUUGGUAUUAUAUAUAAUUUUUAAAAUAGUCUUUACAUUAAAAAAAUGGUUUAAAUAUAUUUAGGAGGUAUAAGUGCAGAUUUCUUACAUGCAUAUAUUAGACAGCAGUGAAGUCUGGGCUUUUAGUGUACCCAUCACCUGAAUAGUGAAUGUUCUACCCAAUAGGUAAUUUUGCAACCCUCACCCCGCCACCCUCCCACCUUUUGUAAUCUGCAGUGUCUGUUAUUCCACUCUGUAUGUCUAUGUGUACACAUCGUUAAGCUCCCACUUAUAAGUGAGAACAUUUGAUAUUUGACUUUGUUUCAAAGUUAUUUCUUGGGAUAAUAGCCUCCAGUUCUGUCCAUGUUGCUGUGAAAGACAUGAUUUCAUUCUUUUUUAUGGCUGAGUAGUAUUCCAUGGUAUAUAUGUACAUUUUUCUUAUCCAGUCCUCCAUUGAUAGGCACUUAGGUUGAUUCCAUAUCUUUACUGUUGUGAAUAGUGCUAUGAUAAACAUACCAGUGCAGGUAUCUUUUAUAUAUAUAUAUUUUCUUUCCCUUUGGAUGUAUACCCAAUAGGGGGAUUGCUGGAUGGAAUGGUAGUUCUGUUUUUAGUUCUUUGAGAAAUCACCAUACUGUUUUCCAUAAAGAUGGUAAUAAUUUAUAUUCUCACCACAGUGUGUAAGCAUUCCUUUUUCUCCACAUCCUUGCCAACAUCUGUUGUUUUUUGACUUUUUAAUAAUAGCCAUUUUGACUGGUAUAGGAUGGUAAUCUCCUUGUGGUUUUAGUUUGCAUUUCUCUGAUGAUUAGUGAUGUUGAGCAUUUUUUCAUGUUUUUGGCCCCUUUGUAUGUCUUCUUUUGAAAAAUGUCUGUUCAUGUUGUUUGCCCACUUUUUAAUAGGGUUACUUGUUUUUUUCUUGUUGAGCUGAGUUCCUUGUGUAUUCUGGAUAUUAGCCCUUUAUUGGAUGCAUAGUUUGCAAAUAUUUUUUGCCAUUCUGUAGGUUGUCUGUUUACUCCAUAGACUGUUCCUUUGUUGUGUAGAAGCUUUUUAGUUUAAGUCUCAUUUGUCUAUUUUUGUUUUUGUUGUGCUUGGUUUUGGGACUUGGUCAUAAAUUCUUUGCCUAGGCCAAUGGCUAGAAGAGCUUUUCUCUUGUUUUAUAAACAAGUUAUAAGAUGUGCUUAUCAGCUUCUGGGAUUUGUGUAGUUUUAGGUCUUACGAUAAGGUCAUUAAUCCAUCUUGAGUUAAUUUUUGUAUGUGGUGAGAGGUAGGGGUCCAGUUUCAUUCUACAUGGCUAUGUAAUUUUCCCAGCACUGUUUAUUGAAUGGGGUGUCCUUUCCCCAGUGCAUAUUUUUGUUGACUUUGUAGACAUCAGUAGGUUGUAGGUGUGUGAUGUUAUUUCAGGGUUCUGUAUUGUGUUUGUAUAGAAAUUUUAGAAUUCACAUGUUGGGAUUUUGGUGGAGAUUGCUUCUGAUAGAUAGAUCACUUUCUAAUAUUGGUUAUAUUGCCGUAUUUUUUUGGAUCAGUCUUGCCAUGAGCUUAUAAAAUGUGUUAAUUUUUCCCAAAAUUAAACUUUUAGUGUAGUUUUCUCUCAUGUCUUUUUUAUUUCAUUAUUUUUUGCUUCUAUCUGUGUUUUUAUAUUUUUCGGCUGGGCACAGUGGCUCAUGCCUGUAAUCCCAGCACUUUGGGAUGUUGAGGCAGGCAGACCAUGAGGUCAAGAGAUCAAGACCAUCCUGGCCAACAUGGUGAAACCUCGUCUCUCCUAAAAAUACAAAAAUUAGCUGGGCAUGGUGGUGUGCGCCUGUAGUCCAAGCUACUUAGGAGGCUGAGGCAGGAGAAUUGCUUGAACCUGGGAGGCGGAGGUUGCAUUGAGCCAGGAUUGUGCCACUGUACUCUAGCCGGGGGGGCAGAGCGAGACUCCAUCUCAAAAAAAAAAAAAAAAAAAAAUGGAGUCCCACUGUGUUGUCCGGGCUGGUCUCAAACUCCUGGACUCAAGCAGUUCUUCUGCCUUGGCCUCCUAAAGUGCUGUGAUUACAGGUGUGAGCCACUGCACCUGGCCAUUUUUAUUUAUUUUAAAUUAUUUUAGGCACUGGACAACAUGUUGAACCUUCUUCUUAAAUAUACGCAUUUAAGGUUAUAAAGUUCUUUGUGAACACUGCUUUAGUUGGAGCCUACAGAUUUUUUGUUAUAAACCUUUUCAUUUUGUAAGUCUGUUGUUACAUAUAUUACUCAUUUCAAAAUAUUUUCUGAUUUCUUUGACCCAUGACUUUUCACCACCCCAAAGUUCAGUGGUUUCAGCGAUUAUCUUUUACCCUCAGUUCUGUGGGUGGCUGGGCAGUUCCUCUGCUGGUUUUGUCUAGGUUCACUUGUAAGACUGUUGAUUUCUUUUUUCCAUUAUUUCAUUUUUUGUUGGGAACAGGCCCCUAAAACUGGCCAUAAACAAAAUCUCUGCAGCACUGUGAGAUGUUUGCAAUGGCCACGAUGCCCAUGCUGAAGGUUGCAGGUUUACCGGAAUGAGGGCAAGGGACACCUGGCCCACCCAGGUUGGAAAACUGCUUAAGGCUUUCUUAAACCACAAACAAUAGCAUGAGCAAUCUGUGCCUUAAGGACAUGUUCCUGCUGCAGAUAACUAGCCAGACCCAUCCCCUUGUUUUGGCCCAUCCCUUUAUUUCCCGUAAGAAAUGCUUUUAGUUAAUCUCUAAUCUAUAGAAACAAUGCUUAUACUGGCUUGCUAUCAAUAAAUAUGUGGGUAAAUCUCUGUUUGGGGCUCUCAGCUCUGAAGGCUGUGAGACCCCUGAUUGCCCACUCCACACUCUAUAUUUCUGUGUGUGUGUGUCUUUAAUUCCUCUAGCGCCACUGGGUUAAGGUCUCCACGACCAAGGUGGUCUUGGCAAGUGGCGCCCAUACAUGGGGCUCAAACCCAGGUUGAGGGGUCGCUGGAGUGAUGGUUGGAGAACAUGGAACUAAGCAGGAGGACACCCGGGUACUCUAAGCAGUCCCCAUGGUGGGUAAGAAGGGGAGCUCGGAAGCAUCAGGGUAACAUUGGGACAAGUGUGGGCUCUGGUUCGUUCCACCUUGGAACCUUUUCACACUGAUGUGGAAGGAGAGUAUAACGAAGUAACAGAGCAGGUUUGUUUGCCACCUAAAGUAAAAACAGCAAAGGAGGAAGAGGUUCAUCCCUACCCUCCUGCACCCCCUCCUUAUUUUGAAGAAAAGGAGUGGCCUGACCCUCCAGAUCUUUCUUUUCCAGAGGACACUGGGCGAAAAGUAGUUGCCCCAGUGACUGUUCGAGCAGUGCCUCUUCAGUGCUGUAAAACAGGGACCAAAAGAACUGUACAUGGAUUUUAUAGCUCGGUUACAGGAGUCUCUUAAAAAGGUGAUUGCAGAUUCAGCUGCUCAGGAUAUAGCGUUGCGGUUAUUAGCUUUCGGCAAUGCUAAUCCCGAGUGCCAGGCUGCUCUGCGACCUAUUAGAGGGAAAGUACAUUUAGUUGAUUAUAUCAAGGCCUGUGAUGGUAUCGUAGGUAAUCUGCCUAAGGCUACUCUGCUAGCCCAAGCAAUGGCAGGACUGAGAGUGGGUAAAGGAAAUACUCAGUUUCCUGGAGCUUGUUCUAACUGUGGGAAGCAUGGUCAUACUAAAAAAGAAUGUAGAAAAAAUCAGCGAAUCAGGCUGCCAGAUAGGGGAAAAAAGAAAACUGCUGAGCCUGAAAUAUGUCCAAAAUGUGAAAAAGGAAAACAUUGGGCUAAUUGGUGUCACUCUAACUUUGAUAAAGAUGGGAACCCAAUUUCGGGCCCCAUUCCAAAUGGGAGCAUUUCCGGCUCAGGCCAUUCCCUCACCCCUGGGCAAUGUCUGUCCCCUGCCACAGCUGGUAGUGCCGUGGUAGAUUUAUGCUGCACAAAAGCUGUGAGCCUUCUGCCUGGGGAACCCCUGCAAAAGGUCCCAACAGGAGUCUGUGGACCCUUGCCAGCGGGGACAAUAGGAUUACUUCUAGGAAGGUCUAAUUUAAAUUUAAAAGGAGUACAAAUACAUACAGGAGUCAUUGAUUCAGAUUACAAUGGAGAAAUUCAAAUUGUUACAUCUACUUCUGUUCCCUGGAAAGCAGAGCCAGGAGAGCGCAUAGCACAGCUCCUGAUUGUGCCGUAUGUGGAAAUGGGGAAAAGUGAAAUUAAACAGGAGGAUUUGGAAGCACAAAUAGACAAGGCAAAGCAGCUUAUUGGGUGAAUCAAAUUACUGAUAAAUGUCCUACCUGUGAAAUAACUAUUCAGGGAAAGAAAUUUAAGGGUUGGGUAGAUACAGGAGCGGACAUUUCAAUCAUUUCUCUACAGCACUGGCUGUCUGCGUGGCCAAUUCAACCUGUUCAAUUUAACAUAGUUGGAGUUGGUAAAGCCCCUGAAGUAUAUCAAAGUAGUUAUAUUUUGCAUUAUGAAGGACCUGAUGGACAACCUGGGACUAUUCAACCGAUUGUAACUUCUGUACCUAUAAAUCUGUGGGGAAGAGAUUUAUUACAAUAAUGGGGAGCAAAAGUUCUAAUUCCAGAGCAAUUAAACAGCCCUUAGAGUCAACAUAUGAUGCCUGAAAUCAGGUAUGUCCCUGGUAUGGGACUAGGAAAAAAUUUGCAAGAUUUGAAGGAACCGCUUUAAGCGGAAAGACAAAGUUCCUGCCAAGGUUUAGGAUAUCAUUUUUGAUGGCAGCCAUUGUUCAGCCUCUAGAACCUAUACCUUUAAAAUGGUUAACAGAUAAGCCAAUUUGGAUAGAACAAUGGCCACUAAGUAAAGAGAAACUGGAGGCUUUAGAGAACGUCGUUAAUAAACAAUUAGAAGGACACAUAGCUCCAACAUUUUCUCCUUGGAAUUCACCAGUUUUUGUAAUUAAGAAAAAAUCAGGUAAAUAGAGAAUGUUAACUGAUUUAAGAGCCAUUAAUUCAGUUAUACAACCUAUGGGAGCAUGGGAGCAUUGCAGCCAGGAUUGCCUUCUCCUGCUAUGAUUAAAAAAAAUUGGCCUUUAAUAGUCAUAGAUUUAAAAGACUGUUUCUUUACUAUCCCCUUAGCUGAGCAGGACUGUGAAUGGUUUGCAUUUACAAUUCCUGCAGUAAACAACCUACAGCCUGCUAAGUGUUUUCAUUGGAAAGUGUUGCCACAGGGCAUGUUAAACAGUCCAAUAAUUUGCCAGACUUAUGUAGAGCAAGCAAUUAAACCUAUUGAUAAAAAAUUUUCACAGUGUUACAUUAUUCAUUAUAUGGACAAUAUAAUUUGUGCUGCCCCCUAUCGAGAAACAUUACCCCAAUGUUAUGAUCACUUGCAAAAUUCAGUUUCUAGUGCUGGUUUAAUUAUAGCUCCUGACAAAAUUCAGACUACUACUUCUUACUCCUACUUAGGGACCUUAGUAAAUGACAUUACCAUUGUGCCACAGAAAGUAGCCAUACGUAGGGAUCAAUUGAAAACAUUAAAUGACUUUCAAAAAUUACUAAGGGACAUUAAUUGGAUACGACCUGCUCUAGGCAUUCCUACCUAUGCCAUGAGUAAUCUAUUUUCUAUCCUUAGAGGAGAUCCUAGUCUCACUAGCCCUUGGCAAUUAACAAAAGAAGCUGAGGCAGAGCUUCAGCUAAUCAAAAGCAAGUCCAUAAAGCUCAAAUAAAUAGAAUAGAUCCAGAAAAGACUCUAGAUUUGCCAGUUUUUCCAACUCAGCAUUCAUCUACUGGUGUUAUUGUCCACAAGCAGGACUUAGUAGAGUGGCUUUUUCUUCCACAUACUAAUUGACGGACUCUAACUCCUUAUUUGGAUCAAAUUGCUACUAUGAUAGGAAACGGGAGAACUCGGAUUGUUAGAUUACAUGGAUAUGAUCCUGGAAAAAUUGUUGUCUCUCUCAUGAAGGCACAAGUACAGCAAGCUUUUAUAAAUAGUCUUACUUGGCAAACCCAUUUAGCUCACUUUGUGGGUAUUCUCGAUAAUCAUUUUCCUAAAACGAAACUGUUUCAAUUUUUGAAAUGAACUAAUUGGAUCCUCCCUAGAAUAACUAAAUUUAAACCAAUUGAAGUUGCUGAGAAUGUUUUUACAGAUGGGUCUAGUAACGGUAAAGCUUCUUAUUUUGGAUCAAAAGGUAAAGUUUUCCAGACGCCUUAUACUUCAGCUCAAAAAGCGGAGCUUUUGUAGCUGUAAUUGAGGUAUUGACUGCUUUUAAUAUGCCUAUUAAUGUGAUUUCUGAUUCUUCAUAUGUGGUUCAUUCCACACAAAUAAUUGAAAAUGCUCAGUUAUGUUUUCUUCUGCCUGUGUUAAACGUCACCUUUUGCAGUGUUUUGCGGUGAUGGGCAUUCCAGCUUCUAUUAAAACAGAUAAUGCCCCAGGCUAUACUAGCCAAGCUCUAGCUGCAUUUUUCUCUAUGUGGAAUAUUAAACACAGUACUGGUAUCCCAUAUAAUUCUCAAGGACAAGCCAUAGUGGAAAAAAUGAAUCUGUCCCUGAAACAGCAGUUGCAAAAGCAGAGGGGGAUAAACAGGGACUACGGGACACCCCAUAUGCAAUUGAAUCUAGCAUUAUUAACUUUAAAUUUUUUUUAGCAUGCCUAAAGGCUAGAUGCUAUCAGCGGCUGAACAGCAUCUACAGAAACCAGCUGCAAAGACAGAAGCAGAACAACUGGUUUGGUGGAGAGAUCUGAUAACAAAAAGUUGGGAAAUAGGUAAAAUAAUAACUUGGGGUAGAGGUUAUGCUUGUGUUUCUCCAGGACCGAAUCAACAGCUGAUUUGGAUACCAUUAAGACACCUGAAACCUUAUUAUGAGCCAGAUGCCAAGGAAGAGAUUCUGGGAGGAUCCCGAGGACCCCGUAGUUGCAGCCAUGUCGAGAUUGACACUGAGGAGGAUCCCAACUGUCAUGAGCAAUACCCAUCGAACAUAGCCACCUACUUGGGGACAGAUCAAGAAGCUGUCACAGAUGGCGGAAUAAAAACCUGAGGAAAGCAGGACAACCAGUCACAAUGAGUAAUUUGAUGGUACCUAUGAUAGCAGUGAUUACCAUUGCCGUAUUUCAUGGAAACUUGGAGAGAGAAAAGUGAUGAAGUGAUGGGAGAGCUGACUGAUCAUGUGACUCAUUGUAAGAAAAGUGGAAAACCACCAUUACAGAACAAUGAGAAAGAGGGGAAAAAGGAGCGAGCUGUGGUGGACAAGGUGUUUUUCUCAAGGCUCAUACAGAUUCUGAAAAUCAUGGUCCCUAGAACAUUUUGUAAAGAGACAGGUUACUUGGUACUUAUUGCUGUUAUGCUGGUGUCUCGAACAUAUUGUGAUGUUUGGAUGAUUCAAAAUGGGACACUAAUUGAAAGUGGUAUCAUUGGUCGUAGCAGGAAAGAUUUCAAGAGAUACUUACUCAACUUCAUCGCUGCCAUGCCUCUUAUCUCUCUGGUUAAUAACUUCUUGAAGUAUGGGUUAAAUGAGCUUAAACUGUGCUUCCGAGUAAGGCUCACUAAAUACCUCUAUGAGGAGUAUCUUCAAGCUUUCACAUAUUAUAAAAUGGGGAAUCUGGACAACAGAAUAGCUAAUCCAGACCAGCUGCUUACACAAGAUGUAGAAAAAUUUUGUAACAGUGUAGUCGAUCUGUAUUCAAAUCUUAGUAAGCCAUUUUUAGACAUAGUUUUGUAUAUCUUUAAGUUAACGAGUGCAAUUGGAGCUCAGGGCCCAGCGAGCAUGAUGGCCUACUUGGUUGUUUCUGGGCUAUUCCUAACUCGACUUCGAAGACCCAUUGGUAAGAUGACAAUAACUGAGCAAAAGUAUGAAGGAGAAUAUAGAUAUGUUAAUUCUCGGCUCAUCACAAACAGUGAAGAAAUUGCCUUUUACAAUGGGAAUAAAAGAGAAAAGCAGACAGUCCACUCAGUCUUCCGAAAACUGGUGGAACACCUACAUAAUUUCAUUUUGUUUCGGUUUUCAAUGGGCUUCAUUGAUAGUAUUAUUGCCAAAUACCUUGCCACUGUUGUUGGUUACCUAGUUGUCAGUCGCCCUUUCUUAGAUUUGUCUCAUCCUCGACAUCUCAAGAGUACACAUUCGGAACUUCUAGAGGAUUACUACCAAAGUGGAAGAAUGCUUUUGCGAAUGUCUCAAGCUCUGGGUCGAAUAGUUUUGGCUGGGCGUGAAAUGACUAGAUUGGCCGGUUUUACUGCUCGGAUUACAGAAUUAAUGCAAGUACUGAAGGAUUUAAAUCAUGGCAAAUAUGAGCGCACAAUGGUCUCACAACAGGAAAAGGGUAUUGAAGGAGUACAAGUCAUUCCCUUGAUACCUGGUGCUGGAGAAAUCAUUAUUGCAGAUAACAUUAUAAAGUUUGAUCAUGUUCCUUUAGCAACGCCAAAUGGAGAUGUUUUGAUCCGAGACCUUAAUUUUGAAGUUCGAUCUGGGGCUAAUGUUCUAAUUUGUGGUCCAAAUGGCUGCGGAAAGAGUUCACUUUUCCGUGUUCUUGGUGAAUUAUGGCCUCUUUUUGGAGGACGUCUAACUAAACCUGAAAGAGGAAAAUUAUUUUAUGUUCCUCAGAGACCUUACAUGACCCUUGGAACACUUCGAGAUCAAGUGAUAUAUCCAGAUGGACGAGAAGAUCAGAAAAGGAAGGGAAUUUCUGACCUAGUACUGAAGGAAUACUUAGACAAUGUCCAGUUGGGUCAUAUCCUUGAACGUGAAGGAGGCUGGGACAGUGUUCAGGAUUGGAUGGACGUACUCAGUGGUGGAGAAAAGCAAAGAAUGGCGAUGGCAAGAUUAUUUUAUCAUAAACCCCAGUUUGCCAUUUUGGAUGAAUGCACAAGUGCAGUUAGUGUCGACGUGGAAGGCUACAUUUAUAGUCAUUGUCGAAAGGUUGGCAUCACUCUCUUCACUGUGUCUCAUAGGAAAUCUCUUUGGAAACAUCAUGAGUACUACCUGCAUAUGGAUGGCAGAGGCAACUAUGAAUUCAAACAGAUAACAGAAGAUACAGUUGAGUUUGGCUCUUAGAGAAAUCUGGAGAACUAUACCUGCUUCAGUGAAAUAAUUACAGAAUAUACUUAGAAAGGCAAAGUACAUUGUAAAAUAAAGUUGAGCUUAGUUUUUUUUAAAAAAAAAAACAAAGCAACAAAUUAACUAGAUACAGAAUAAUGGAGAACAAGUUGUUAAAACAUUUAAUAUUAUAUAGGAUAUUGCUAAUUGUGUAUAUGUUGGUUUAAUUAAUAAUAUGUACUAAGAAUGUCCUUAUUCUUGUGGUUAAAAACCUGCCUAAAUUAAAUUGGGCUUCAAUCACUGUAACCUGAUUCAUCCUGGGAUGUAAACCAUUCGAAGUCAGCUAAUUGGACUUUUAUGGCUCUAUCUUUUCCUUCAGUGAAGAACCCUAUUUAAAACUGGGUCAUCAUUUGUCCUGUUCUAGCAAGAUAGUCUUCAGUUUCAUUUUCCUGUGCCCUGUGGUAGUUGGAAACAAAUCAUAAUGUAUUAUUUAAAUGUUUAACAUCAUUGCAUAACAGCGUUUAUUAUACAGUGGCAGAUUUCUUUAGCUGCCACAGUAAUACUCAUUCCUUGUGUGUGUCUUGGAGUGCAUUUGACUCCAGGAAAAGCCAUUUUGGUUUUCCUUAACUAAAUGAUAAAUGUACCCCUCUCAGUCUGCAGUAUUGAGUUGUUUAAAGUAUAUGUGCAGUCUUGCUUACAAGGAGGGGUUACCAUGUAUCACACCUAAUCUUCCCAAUGUUUGGGAUAUUAAAACACAAAGUCCUUAACAUGCCAGGCUCAAGGUCUUAUAAGAGUUCUAGAUUUUUAAGAGAAUUAGACAAAUUUGUGUGUGUUAGAAGCCCAUUCAUUAGAAGUGUGGUGGUUAUUUGGUAUUAAACUCCAAAUGAGCCAUAGGAAGGCACUACAUGAAAUAAUGCACUGAGUAUGCAAUGCUAUCACUGUCUUUGACUGUGAUUUUAUGUUUAAAAAGUAUGUUCUAAAAUUAUUAUAUAUACAUGGGUGAAUUAUGUUUCCGAGGCACUGUUUUAUCUCUGUGAAUCUUGAAUAACUUUUUUAUAUUUGGGUUAUGAUGUCAAACGAUCCUAAGCGAAGAUGAUUUCAGUUCAUCAAAUCAUCAUUAAUGACUUUAUGUAUUAUUUGCACAGGGAGAAUUGAAACUGAGUAUAAUCAAUAAGCUAGAUACGAAAUCAGUUUCUCAAACUGAGCUUCAGAAAGGGGCAUUUUGUACUCUUGUUUUUGCAUAACUGGUUUUGUUUUUUUGCAGAAUUAACUAUAACAAUCACUGGCUACCGAAGUAAACUGAUGUACUGAAUUCCAUAAUACAUAACAUUCAAUUUUUACCACUUCUGUUUAGCGAACUUGUAUACUUAUUUUCUGUUCAGAUUAAAAAAAAAAAAAAAAAACUCAGAUAUCCUAUACAACCUUUGCUUGUUCUUUUUAUUCUGGUAUCUAAAUACUGAGAAGUUCAUUUAUAAUUCAGCCUUGACUUGAAAACAUAGAUAGUUUAAUCUUGACUUGAAAAACACAAAAAUAAAUUCAGAAAAUGCUUUUA